CUCUUCCUUUCUUGUCUGUCACUCUCCCCUUCCGUCCAAUCCCUUGUGAUAUCCAUUAUAACCAGAGCACAAUACACAAGAGCUCUCUCUCUCUCCUCUCUGCGAUUCUUUCUCUCUAGGGUUUGGGUUUUCAAACUUUUUUUCUGGGGGCCAACCAGCUUCAUCAAGAAAAAGGUUAAGACUCUCUCUCCCGCUUAAUCUCGUAGCUCGAAUAUCAUUAGUAAGUUUUCCACAAUCUCCCAUGACCGCUUUGGAAAUGAUCAAUUAAUCUCAUUUGCGGUUUUGGGGACGGAGCUUCACAUGGAUACUCGUUUGAAUCCGUUGGAUUGUCUUGAUUCCGACAUGAUAAUAAAAAUUUUCACUUUUAUGGACGAUCCAUCUGAUCUUUUUAGCAUUAGUGCUGUGUCGCGAUCCUGGCGGCAUUUUGUGGUGGAAAAUGGCUUUUUUAAGCUGUUGUGCUUGCGAAUGUUUGUUCAGUUAUCUAGAGUUGCCAAUACAAUGGUGGUAAAACAUGGUGAAACAGAAUUUGGAUCUAGAAGCAAUUGUAUGGAACAGGAAAGCAUGGUGAGGGAUCAUAGGGUAUAUGCUUUUCUAAUUAAGUGUUGUACAUCAUUUGUUCCUGGGAAUUGCUUAUUCAAGGCCAUUAGUGCAUCCAGCACUGAUAAUUAUCCUCCAGAAAGCAUUGAUAAUACUCUAGAACCUAGAGAAAUAGUUUCUACGAGAAUGUCAUAUUGGUCAAGUACAGGACAAAGUAAUUGUGAGGUUCCUGAGACACUUAUAUACAAGUUGGCCUCCGAUUUUUGUUUAGUUUCUGAAAUCAGCAUUAAGCCAUUUGAAGCUUUCUUCCAGGAGGGUCUACCGAUAUAUUCGGCUAGGGGUAUGAGAUUUCGAUUAGGCCAUCCAAAGUCCCCCAUAGACUUGGAAAUGUUUCCUGUGAAUGAACCCUGUGAUGAUAAAUUUAUAUGGACCUACACGUCAGAAGUGUUUCAGAUGGCUCAGAUAAAUCGCUUACAGAAGUUCAAGCUUCCAAAACCAGUAUUUUGCAUUGGUGGAUAUUUGCAAAUAGAGCUCCUGGGUAGGAUUCAGACACAGGAAAUGGAUGGCUUGUACUAUAUAUGUGUGUCCCACGUUAAAGUACUGGGCCUGCCGUUAGCACCCGCGCUUGACGUCGAGAUUCUCGAUCAAUCUGGAAAUUUUGUGUUAAAGCAGUAUGUGCAAGCAGACGAUUCCCCGGUGACCUUGCGUGAGUUUAAGCCCUGUUCAAUCACUACUUUUGAUGCAGGUUGGUCGGAUGAUGAUGCAUCGGAUGAUGAUGCAUCGGAUGAUGAAUUUAUUUAAACGCGUAUAUGCUCCCUUUUAUGUUUAAUUUACGUCAUCCUCCUCCCUCUCAAGUGAAAUCUGAAACAGAUUCCUUCCUCCGGAAGGGCCAUUCUAUUCGAUGAAGUUUUUAAUGAAGGCUCUAUACUUUGAGUUAUGAUGUUUAUCCUGUAACAUUGAUGUAGAUAUAGCUCAAGUUUUUUAUUUAAUAUUCAUGUAUAAAGUUUUGCAUUAAAUAUGAGGAAGCAGACUCGGGAUUUAAUCAGCUGUAAUCAAAUCGAAAUGGGUUUUGCCCAUACAUUUACCAUUAGAAUAAACUACCCAAGUAUCGAGUACUUUGCCCAUACAUUUACCAUUAG
Messenger RNA from Humulus lupulus (European hop), 1676 nucleotides. Its product is annotated as F-box protein At4g00755. NCBI's taxonomy places the organism in Eukaryota, Viridiplantae, Streptophyta, Magnoliopsida, Rosales, Cannabaceae. Gene Ontology annotation, molecular function: protein binding. The coding region runs from base 301 to 1338 and encodes 345 amino acids. The transcript is spliced from 6 exons. The record is from RefSeq and is a predicted model, not a curated record.